GAUGUUGAAAGAAGUGAAACUAGUGAAAACAGUGAUUGGAUAGGUCCUAUGCCGGAUGAAGCAGUGAAACCAAAGAAAAGAAAGGGUCACCUAGUUUGACAAGCACAAAACUUUGAAGAUUUUGUCUUUGAGGACGACUGGUCCUGUGUAGUAAAAAUUAUCUAAAUUCUGUGACCUGUCAACAUCUGCGUGGUCUCUUCCUUGUCCGACAAACUCACGAGUUUUAGAAUUUGAGCAGCUCUAUCUGGAGAACCUACCUAAUGCUGAGUACUAUGAGAAGAGUUACAUGCAUCGAGAUGUCCUUACCCAUGUCGCUGUCACCAAGACUGAUUUUAUCAUUACUGCCAGUCGGGAUGGUCACUUGAAGUUCUGGAAGAAGAUGGAUGAACAUGGCAUAGAGUUCGUGAAACACUUCAGGAGCCAUCUUGGCAAUAUCCAAGAUCUUGCUGUGAGCACGAAUGGAGAGUUCUGUUGCACAAUUUCAGAUGACAAGACAGCUAAAGUGUUUGAUAUUGUUAAUUUUGAUAUGAUUAACAUGUUGAAGCUGGGUUAUGUCCCGUUGUGCUGUGGUUGGAUAUUUGCCGCUGGAGAUGCCAUAGCAGCACUGGCAGUAUCAGAGAAGGAAAGCAAUGCUAUUCAUGUUUAUGAUGGUAAAGGAAAUGCUACUCCGCUACACACACUGGAAAAGUUACACCACAAACCAGUAACAAUGAUAAAGUAUAACCCUGUGUUUGAGGUAGCUGUUUCUGUAGACAGUGGUGGCAUGAUAGAGUACUGGACUGGGCCAAACACAGAUUACCAGUUUCCAACGAGAGUUCAGUGGUCAUAUAAAAUGGACACCGAUCUUUAUGAAUUUGUCAAGUGCAAGACCAUUCCAAUAAGUAUUGCUUUUUCUCCAAAUGGAAAAUUUAUGGCAACUUUGGCAACAGACAGGAAGGUUAGAAUUUUCAAGUUUUUAACAGGAAAACUGAACAAAGUGUUGGAUGAAUCUCUCAAACAGUUUACACAAUUACAGCAGAACAAACAACAGUUACCUAAUAUGGAGUUUGGACGGCGACUGGCUCUGGAGAGAGAUUUUGAGAAGUCUGACAGUUUUUCACUCUGCAAUAUAGUUUUUGAUGAAACUGGCAAUUUUCUUCUUUAUGCCACAAUGCUGGGUAUCAAAGUUUUAAACCUGUACACAAAUCGGCUAGUCCGUAUUCUAGGAAAACCUGAAAACUGUCGUUUUGUUCAUCUGGCCCUCUUCCAAAGAAAAAGCACCAAGCCAUCAGUGGAUGUAGAAAUGGUUGCCGCUAACAACCCCAUUCUACAGACUGUCAUCUUGGAUCCAACCUUGUUCUGUUCAGCUUUCAAGAAGAACCGAUUUUACAUGUUUACUCGCCGUGAGCCAGAUGACACCAAGAGCACGGACACUGAAAGAGAUGUUUUCAACGAGAAGCCGUCUAAGGAGGAGGUAGUGGCUGCCACACAGGAUGCAGCUUACACUCGUGUCUCUGAUGCUUGUGUUAUUCACACCACACUGGGAGACAUGCACUGCAAACUCUUUCCUAAAGAGUGCCCAAAGACUGUGGAGAACUUCUGCGUGCAUGGAAGGAAUGGUUACUUUAAUGGGCACAUAUUUCACAGAGUUAUCAAAGGCUUCAUGUUGCAGACGGGAGAUCCACUUGGCAAUGGGACUGGUGGAGAGUCUAUCUGGGGCGGAGAGUUUGAAGACGAGUUACAUCCCUCUUUGCGACACGACCGCCCAUACACACUCAGUAUGGCCAACGCAGGACCAAACACAAACGGAUCACAGUUUUUUAUUACUGUUGUUCCUACACCAUGGUUGGACAACAAGCACACAGUGUUUGGACGUGUCGUGAAAGGUAUGGAGGUGUGUCAGUCAAUCAGUAAUGUGAAGAUCAAUCCUAAAACAGACAAGCCUCACGAUGACAUCAGAAUUAUCAACGUCACAAUCAAAUAGUCUAUAGUCUUGAAGACCAGAGAGUUGCACCAAUUAAAUAAAAUGUCUACACAGAUUGCCAGUACUAUAUACAUGUUCAUGGAAAUUGGUUUCCUCUGCAAUUCCUCUGUGAAUGAAGAUGGUGUCAGACCACUGGUGUGUUAAGAAGGCCAAAUGCUUGUAAACAAUUUGACUGGUACCAUUGUUUUGUAUCAUAUUACAAAAACCAGUCUACCGAGCAAGCAACUAUGUAUGCUUGCCCUCCUGAACAGGCCACAUAUGCAUUCCUGGUCAACAUCAAUUUGGUUAUAGUGUGAAAGAUGGAUGUUUGUGUAAAAGAACAACUAAAAAAACAAAAAACACAUGCAUUUUCAUUUUAAAAUGAUUAUUGUUACCUAUGUCAUUGAUUCAGAUGUGACUAAUGCGCAAGGCUCAACCAGUCUCAUAAGCAUACGAGACGGGGGCAGGGGGGACAACUGCCCCUCUUAUGCUGGGGCAAAAUUUCAAAUUCAGGCAAAAAUUACAUAGAUAUUCCGGCAAAAUGUGCUAGCCUGAGACCUUAUUACCAUGUAUUUUCAUCAUUCCGCCCUCAAAAUUGGUUGUAAUCCAUGUACAAAUGUUUAGUCAUUAGUUUGGAAUCUUAUAUAACUGGUAGUAAUGCUAAUAUAAAUAAAUGUAGUACAGGCCCUACAUUUCCCUACUUUUUUGUUAGGCUCCUACUUUUUCCUACUUUUUCUUGAAAAAGCCCUACUAUCCCUACUUUUUUGUGAAAAUAGUUUGGGAAAUAAUAGAAAAGUUUUAAUUAAAUGCAUUGAUUGAACUAAUCUAAAUCUUGAUUUUAAUAAGAAGCGGUUUCUAGUAUUGUUGUAGAAUAAGUUUGUUGCGGUAGGUCUCCAGUGCUGCAAGAUGGGUUCAAUGAUGAGAAUGUCUGGUGUAUGUUGACAAGUCAGAGGCACCCACUUUAGGUUUAUCUUCUUAUUCUGUUGCUGAAUCCCUCUUGAAGCACUGGUUUCUAAGCUAAGAUACACUACAUGUACAUCAGAAUUGGUGAAAAGGUCACUAGUCAUUUAUUUGUAUAAAAAAGGUAAGGAAAGAGCCCUACUAUCCCUACUUUUUGCUCUUAAAAUCCCUACUUUUUCCUUCUUUUUUGUUAUUGGUCACGUGAAAGCCUGUAUCCAGAUCCAGCCAGCCCCCCUACAAAAAUGGGAACCUAUAUGCUUAUGACCUGUCCAUUGCCAAAUUAGCCAAUUAAUCUUGUCUCUUGUGGCUAUUUGUGCCACACACCUGCCAUUCCCCAUCAGCUUUUAGUCUGACCACUUUGGGGAGUGUUCAGUAGUUACUUCUGACAUUGUUAAGAAGCACUUGUAACCACAUACUAUGCACCCCUACUACCGGCGGUCAUUAGUUAGUGCCGUGGGUCAGACCAGCUUUAUUAGCGGCAGAGGACGAGGAUGCCAGGUGGCUACAACAUUUAGUCUUUGGCUAAUACAUUUUUGUUUAAAUUAACCCUUUUUUUAUCAUUUUCAAAGAAAUACUCUUCAUGUCUUAAAAUUGGCUAAAACCAAAUUUGUUGCAGUGCGACCCUUGAAAUAGUUAGAUAUAAGGUGACCCCAGUGGUCAUAAACAAACAGGUUACUCACAAAUGAUAACGUGUCACUUUCUAUGCUUUUUAAACUGUCUGUAGUGGCAAGUAAAACCUUGAAGUUCCCUGAUCAAAAAUAAUUAGUUGGAAGACAUUAUUGAUGAAAAACAUUUUUACUUUUUCAUUUUAAACCAGGAACUGUUGACAAGCAAUAUUGUUGUUUAGUCAUCUGCUCCGAUGGUUCCCCUCAUUUUACCAUUUUAACGGAUAAUAAGAGAUGUUAUAUUAUGCGACAAUAGUUCAUCUGGUUAAAUCUCGACUGUAGGACUCAAUUCUUGCAUCCGAGUGAAUUGUCAUUUUAUCAUGACAAGGAACUGAACGGACAGUAUGACAAAUUCAAAAACAAAAACGAUUCAAUGACUUUAAUCCCUCCCAAUAAACAAUGAGGUAUCCAGUAAUGUAUUCUAAUGACAGUUAAAGCACAGCCUAAAUCUCUCAUCCAAUAGGAGCUUUUUAUUUAGUCAUGUGGAGUACAUUUAUAUCCUGAUAAAGUAUUCCAGACAGUCAACUUUAUAAAAAGCAUGCUGCAUGUGCAGUCAUAACUAUUUGUUUAUUGCAUUUCAUAAAAGAGCAAACAAUUGGGUUCACCUACUUUUAUUGGAAAUAAAGGGGUUUUUUAGCAGA
Messenger RNA from Gigantopelta aegis, 4208 nucleotides. Its product is annotated as peptidylprolyl isomerase domain and WD repeat-containing protein 1-like. The transcript has 18 exons. The record is from RefSeq and is a predicted model, not a curated record. Gene Ontology annotation, molecular function: peptidyl-prolyl cis-trans isomerase activity; protein binding. NCBI's taxonomy places the organism in Eukaryota, Metazoa, Mollusca, Gastropoda, Neomphalida, Peltospiridae. Gene Ontology annotation, biological process: protein peptidyl-prolyl isomerization. The coding region runs from base 287 to 1963 and encodes 558 amino acids.